UAAUUUAAAAACUUUUCUGUGCAUUUUUUUUUUAAACGUCACCAUAGACGCCGAGACAUUAAAUCUCUCUUCUCUUUUUUUGGCAUCCUAUGCAAAUAUAUGCUGACGUAAACGAUCAUGUGGUUUUUGUCGUCGAUCCCCCCUAUGAGCAACGAGGAGGUUUUCUCUUUUUUUUUUUUUUUCCUCCUCUCCCCACUGUUGUCUUUAGGUUAGAGCUAUGCUACAAUCUUUACUGUACACCAGCGCUAUAGAUAUAUGCACCACUCUGGAUGUCUGGGAAUAAUAAUCAACUUCCAGUUGCACCCUGCAAAACCCCCGAAGACCACACACAGAUUACCCAGAGUGCCGCUGGCCUGAGGAUCGUCCAAUAGAGAGGGAGAACGAGGAAGACGCACGGUGAUUGGAGGAGGAGGUGGAGAAAGGCCCCACCCAGCCUCGAGUGAAGCCCCUCCCCCCCUCUGAGGAAGUGCACUUGAGAGUCGCUGCCGUCUGUGAUGCCCUCCCAUGACGUCCAGGUCGGUAGCUGACACUGCCAGUGUGCGGGAGACGCCACUGCACAACUGGUCCUGGGCCGGCACCGUCAGCCGGUUAUCGCCCUCCCUCUUGCAGGCUGGAGACUCCGCCCACCUACCAGUAUCCACAACCAUCAGCUCCGAUCCAUCUUCAGUAAGUCCCUUUCAGAAACCGACACGCUGACGUCCUCAGCCAGCACCAGCAGAAGCAGCAGCCAAAAACCGCAGUAUCUUCAACGCGAUCAGCAACACCAGCACCACCAUUAUCACCACCACCACCACCAGCAGCAACCAUCAUGUCCAGUCGUAGAAAGUCCUCCACCCCCUGCAUGGUCCGGGUCGUCAGGGACCUGCCUGAAGAGCAGGACGACCCUGAGGAGGUAAUGGACAUGGAAAUACCGGCGGACAACGACGCGACAGAAAAAGAACAAUCAGAAUCAUCUGAAUCUGCAGGAAAGAGUCAAGAUCCCCAGCAGGAUAAUUCAGAGAAUCCAGACCAGCAGACGUUUCAAAAACCAGUGGAGAACCACAAUCCUGAGCCAUCAGAACAAGAGGAGCAGUCGGGUGAGAAAGAUCAACCUCCUGUCAUUGAAGAUGAGGAAGCCACAGAGGAGAAGGACAAGGAAGACGUUGACUCUGACCCGGUGUCCCGGAAAAAGCAGCCCAGAGGCUACGAGUGCAAAUACUGCCCAUUUUCAACGCAGAACCUGAAUGAAUUUAAAGAGCACGUGGACUCUAGCCACCCCAACGUCAUUCUUAAUCCGAUGUACCUCUGCGCUGUCUGCAACUUCAACACCAAGAAGUUCGACUCGCUCACAGAGCACAACGAGAGCCAGCACCCGGGCGAGACAAACUUCAAGUUCAAGAGGAUAAAAAGGAACAAUCAGACUAUCUUAGAGCAGACAAUCGAAGGCAAGGACAAUUCAGUUGAAUGUGAAGUGACGAAUGAACGGGGCGAAGGCAACUGCAGCUCUGUGUUUCCAGCUUGCAUAUCAACCACAGUGAAAACCCCGAACAAUAUCCAGACGCUCUAUCAAGGGAGCGAAUUAAAAAGCCAGCGGGACGGCCUGUUCCAGAAUAAUCAAAUCACAGCGGUGAACAUCAACGGAACGGUCAUCAUCCCUGAACCCACCAUCCUCCAAGGGCUCUCCCACGUCGCCCCGAUGCUCCAGCGCCCACCCAACUUCAACUCUGUACCAAAAAUAGCUGUUCCCUUGAACACCACCAAAUAUAACCCUUCUUUAGACGACAACUUGACGUUGAUCACCUCCUUUAACAAGUUUCCUUACCCGACGCACGCCGAGCUGUCGUGGCUGACGGCUGCCUCCAAGCACCCGGAGGACCAGAUCAAAGUCUGGUUCACCACCCAGCGGCUUAAGCAAGGCAUCACCUGGUCCCCGGAGGAGGUGGAGGAAGCCAGGAAGAAAAUGUUCAACGGCUCCAUCCCUCCUGCACAUCACACGUUCACCGUCCUGCCUACAACUGCCUUCUCUCAGCCGUCUGCCAAAUCCUCCCAGCAGACCUUUGUCCACACUACCGUCGGGCAUGCAAGUCAUGUGCGGACAACCGUGUCCAAUGGGUUGAGUUUAGUCGCCGCCACAAACUCUCCCGCUGGAGUUGCAAUUAGCUCCGGCCCGUCCCUUAAACGAUCCAUGCCGACGUACCUGACGACGGUGUUCGGCCCGGAGUCCAAACGGCCCAUCAUGGCAGUCGCUCCCCAUUCCGGCGACGCUAAAGACAGGGGCCUCAUGGCUCCUCCGCCCCCUCCUCCCCCAAAAGACCGCCUCCCAAUGGCUCCGCCUCCUGUUCCCAUGGAGAUGAAGAGACCUGUAGCACUUCCUCUGGUCACCACAGAGAUGAGGAGGCUAUCCGCUGCUGUGCCUUUAAUGCCGCCGCCAUCGUCGUCGUCCUCGAUGUCUUUGUUGUCCAAAGGGAAGAUUCUCUCAACGUUAGGAAACCCCAAAACAAAAUCGGUGGUGUCGCUGCCCCCCUUAGUCUUUCCAGAGUCUUUAACAAGACCAAUGAUAGUACCCCCGCCUAUCUUUGCUCCGCCAUUUAAAAACUCAUUACUUUUUCCUCUUAACUCGCCCAUCACUUCCAAAGAGAAGCACCCGAAUAUCCACGCUUUGCCAGCUGCUGAUCUCAAGCUGCCAAACUCCCCACCACCUGUUGCCCCACAAAUAAGGAGGCCAACCAUUAUCCAGUCCAUUCGCGCUCCGGCCAAAGCCCCGACCCAGAUUUCAGGGUUCCCUUUGGAUAGCAGGAAACUAAAAGAGCAACAAGGGGUGGAGGUGAAAGCCUAUUACCCCAGAGGAGAUAAGGUACUCACUCCUCUGGCAGAGGCCAACGGGACAUCUCGCAUGGAUGGCAAAUGGUUCCACGAUCAAACCGCACUUGCUCACAACAAUGGGGUCCAACAUUUUGACGGAUUGCAAGCGGCGCUGAAACCGGACUUUCAUCAGAAGUCCUCGGUGCUGACCCAGUUCCCUUUGCUGGAGAGGAUGAAAGGAAAGACGGCGGAACAGCUGAAGAUCUUGGAGGAGAACUUCCUGAGGAACAGCUUUCCCACACUCAGCGAUGUGGACAAUCUGGCGGGCACCACCCGGCUGUCUCGCCAGGAAAUCCACAGCUGGUUUGUGGAGCGUCGUGCACUACGCGACAACCUGGAACAAGCCCUUCUCAACUCCAUGGGCACUAAGAGGAUGGGCGCUGGUGGCAUUGCGGCCAUCGCCAAGAAACGACUACAUCAGCAGCAACAGCAACACCAAACUCUACAGCUGAAUGGGAUUCACAAGCCAAGCACUGGUGUGGGCCAUCUCAAAAGCCCUCUUCCACCUUCUUCCACCCUGCCUAUAAUCGCCACCUCCGUCCCCAACCCGAAUUCCUGCUCAGUGCCUCCAGACAGCCGAUCCCUGGCGCUCCUCAUGGACGAUUUUGCUCAAACGCGGUGGCCUUCCCCUGAGGAGUUCAGCCAACUGGAGGGUCGGACGGGACGCGCCGAACUCGCCCGCUGGUUCAACGACAACCGGCUGCAGAGCGGCGGCCUGGAGCUGGCAGAACUUUUUCACAACAACGGAGUGAAUGGAGGACAGGGGCCGCUUGUGUGCUCUCCCAAAAAUGCUGCCCCCGGCAUCCUCCAGCGCUGUCAGGAAGGAGCCCUGACAAACAACAACGGCAGUAAGGUGUUGGAGGUUGAGUUGGGCUGGCUAAUGGAGCAGCGCGCCAACAGCCUGUGCAGUCAACAGCAGGAUGAACUCCAAGACCGGUUGUCUGGCAGACUGAGGCAGCAGAACGCGGCGGAGUUGAAGAACGGGGGACAGAACGGGGGACAGAACGGGGGACAGAACGGGGGACAGAACGGGGGAGUGUUCGGCAGCUGGCUGGAGGACAGACACUCGAGGAAAGGACGAGAGCUGCUGCUGGACCGGGAGAGGAAGAUGACUGGAUGAACGGUGCGAGUAGGAUUUGCCGCCGCUGCUGCUGGAAAAGAGGAAAAAGAAAAACGAGGUGGACGGAGAAUGGAGCGACAUUUUCUUUUUUUUUUAAUUAUCAGAUAAUGUAAUUUUUGUUCUUUUAAUUUUAGUUAUUUUAUCUCUUGAUUGUCGCAUCCCAGCUCACACACAACAUCGUCCUCAGCGUUCUCGACCUGGCGUGACCCCCCCCCCCCUCCAUGGUCACACAACAAAAGCACGAGUUUAAAAAAAAAAAAGACGGCGGGGGGGCUUUUAUUUUAUUUUGGCGAGUCGUAUACACGCUGCCAAAUUGAAAAUCAGAGGAGUGCAAGGAGAAAUUCAGGGUCACAAUCUGUGAAGAUAAUUGAAGCUGCCCUCUCUUACGCUGGUGCUUUCUUUUCAUUGCUCACCCUGAUGUGAGUUUGACACUAGUUUUACAAAACAGGAGCUUAAUCUUCACCGAGUAUAAGCAGAGACGAGGCUCGCAAAACAUCAGUUAUUCUACUUGUAGCUGUAACAACAAGUAGAAUUUGUGUUUUUCUUCCCCAAAUUUCCUUUCAGAGGCAGAUUAUCUGUACUUCUACUCAAUCAACAGUGCUGAAUAAGUACAAGACACUGUUUCAUCAGGAGGCCUGGAAGUCAGUUUAGGUCAAAUACAAGAAGUAAAUAAAAACUUUAAGUCGCCUUGCUCCCAGUUUCAUAUACAUACUAGUACACUGAGUACUAAUAUUGACUGUACUACACAGAUUUAUCAUUAUACAAAAAAAAGAUCAAAGAUCAAAAUCGAUGCAGCAGAACAAGAGAUAUUGUAUUUAUUAUUCCACACCGACAUUACCCACAAUGCAGCUUGACCACAGACAGUUUGAGUAGAUUCACGUGUGUUAUGCUAGUAGCUAGUCACUGUGAAGUUAGCUUUAAAAAGUUCAUUUCUGAGCCAUUAUAAAAAACAUAAUAAGCCAAAUUAUAACGGUUUCUGUCAACAGACAAAGUCAUUUAUUGAUUCUCUUUUAUUUUUCUUCCAUGUUGCAUUGUGGGACGAUCGUGUCCUUGAACGCCAAUUUUUUCGAAUGUGAAUAAGUUAAAAUUCAGAAGAAUUAGUAAAAGAGAGAGAGAGAACGGAGAACAUUUCUUUAACGUUCAUUACGUUCACGUGAUUAGUUGGUUAUUGAUUAAUUGCUCGUUUAAUUAUAUGUAUCUUUAAGUUUGAACUUUCCCUUUAAAGAACAAACACGUUUCAUGAUCCGCACUUCACUGUAAGUUCCUUAAAAAAACAGAAAACUGAGCUUCUCCUUUAAGUCGCUCUGAAGGAGGGAGGGGGGGGAGGAGGAGGAUUAGCGGGUCUUGAACUCUGGCCUGGACGGAUGUUUUUCGCGGUUGAGGUGAUGUUGUGCGUGACCUGCGUUGUCGUGAAGCGGAGGGUGAACCGGAGCACUGAAUGUGUGCAGCAGCAGCAGUCAGACUGUAACACACCGACGACAACGACAGGACGGAUUUAAAACAAACAAACAAACAAAUGCCGAGUGCCAAAGCUGGGAUCUGCUGCAUUCUCACUACACUUUUGAAAAAAAAAAAAAAAAGGGUUCUUCUUCUCCUUCUUGUAAAUAGGAUAUGUAUGUUUGUUUGUUUUGUUUUUUCUGUAUUGCUACAGAUUUGUAAAAUUUUUGCGGACAAAAUUUUUGUUACAUUUUGUAAAAUGGGAGCAAUUCGUCCUCCGAAACCCUCCCCUCUCUCUCUCUCUCUCGGUUUCUCUCGCCUCUUAUUGUUUUUAUUUUUUUGUUUUAUUUGUUGAUGGACUUUUUAAAAAAACUAAACGCUGCCAGCUGUGGAGCGUGUGCAACGUUUUUUAUUAUUAUUCUCCGUCUCUUUUUUUUUUUUUUUUUUUUUUUACUGAACCAGAGUGGAACCACUACAAAAAAAACGGACCAGUUGGCAAGACUUCAGUCACUUCUUCUUCAUCUCACCGGCACUGGACUUCCGCCCGCCACUUCCCCGCUGAGAGGAGGAGGGAGGCAGAGGAGGGAGGCAGAGGAGGGGGGACUUUGCUUCACAUCAAAUCAGAUA
Molecule: messenger RNA, 6025 nt
Organism: Anarrhichthys ocellatus (wolf-eel)
Lineage: Eukaryota; Metazoa; Chordata; Actinopteri; Perciformes; Anarhichadidae
Product: zinc fingers and homeoboxes protein 2-like
Exons: 5
Coding region: 809-3961 (1050 amino acids)
Biological process (GO): regulation of transcription by RNA polymerase II
Cellular component (GO): nucleus
Molecular function (GO): DNA-binding transcription factor activity, RNA polymerase II-specific; DNA binding
Source: RefSeq, a predicted model, not a curated record